GGUGGGGGGGGAUGGCUGGGGCUCCGAGCUGAGGCGGGGACGGGUGGGCUGAGCUGAAGCGGGAGCCAGAGCCGGAACCGAGCCUGAGCCGGAGCCCGAGCGGUGCGUCCGCGCGCUGAUGGGCCGGGGCUGACGGCGUGUCACCGCCUCCUGCAGGACCCACCUCGCCUUCCUCUGGGGCUCAGCGGAUGCUCCGGGUCAGGCACCGAUCGGCUUGGGGUGCAGGUCCGAAUCUCCUCGGCUCCCCCGCCUCAGCCGCGCUACCAUGUCCACGCAGAGACUUCGGAACGAGGAUUACAAUGACUACAGCUCCACGGACGUGAGCCCAGAGGAGAGCCCAUCCGAAGGCCUAAACAACUUCUCUUCCCCUGGCUCUUACCAGCGGUUUGGGGAAAGCAACAGCACAACAUGGUUCCAGACUUUGGUCCACUUGCUAAAAGGCAACAUUGGCACCGGCCUCCUGGGGCUGCCUCUGGCAGUGAAGAAUGCAGGCAUCUUGAUGGGUCCCCUCAGCCUGCUGGUGAUAGGCAUCGUGGCUGUGCACUGCAUGGGUAUCCUGGUGAAAUGUGCUCACCACUUCUGCCACAGACUGAACAAGCCCUUUGUGGACUAUGGGGACACAGUGAUGUACGGACUGGAAUCCAGCCCCAGCUCCUGGCUCCGGAACCACGCGCACUGGGGAAGGCACCUGGUGGACUUCUUCCUGAUUGUCACGCAGCUGGGGUUCUGCUGUGUCUACUUUGUCUUUCUGGCUGACAACUUUAAACAGGUGAUUGAAGCGGCCAAUGGGACCACCAACAACUGCCACAACAAUGAGACUGUGAUUCUGACGCCCACCAUGGACUCCCGACUCUACAUGCUCACCUUCCUGCCCUUCCUGGUGCUGCUGGUUUUUGUCAGGAACCUCCGAGCCCUGUCCAUCUUCUCUCUCUUGGCCAACAUCACCAUGCUGGUUAGCCUGGUUAUGCUCUACCAGUUCAUUGUCCAGAAUAUCCCAGACCCCAGCCGCCUCCCCUUGGUGGCUCCCUGGAAGACCUACCCUCUGUUCUUUGGCACGGCCAUUUUUGCAUUUGAAGGCAUUGGGAUGGUUCUGCCCCUUGAAAACAAAAUGAAGGAUCCUCAGAAAUUUCCGGUCAUCCUGUACGUGGGAAUGGCCAUCAUCACCGCCCUGUACAUCAGUCUGGGGUGCCUGGGGUACCUGCAGUUUGGAGCUAACAUCCAAGGCAGCAUAACCCUCAACCUGCCCAAUUGUUGGCUGUACCAGUCGGUCAAGCUGCUCUACUCCAUUGGCAUCUUCUUCACCUACGCCCUCCAGUUCUACGUCCCGGCCGAGAUCAUCAUCCCCUUCUUCGUGUCCCGCGUGCCCGAGCACUGCGAGCUGGUGGUAGACCUGUUCGUGCGCACUGUGCUGGUCUGCCUGACAUGCGUCUUGGCCAUCCUCAUCCCCCGCCUGGACCUGGUCAUCUCCCUGGUGGGGUCCGUGAGCAGCAGCGCCCUGGCCCUCAUCAUCCCGCCCCUUCUGGAGAUCACCACCUACUACUCGGAGGGCAUGAGCCCCAUCACCAUCGCCAAGGACGCCCUGAUCAGCAUCCUGGGCUUCGUGGGCUUUGUGGUGGGGACCUAUGAGGCCCUCUACGAGCUGAUCCAGCCAAGCAGUGCUCCUGUCUUCAUCAACUCCACCAGUGCCUUUGUAUAGCGAUCUGCCCGCCCCGCCCCUGUGUGUUCCCCAGCCCCUGGCCCCAGAGCCUCAGAUAGGGUCCGGGCUCUGGGGAAAGGUGAGGUUGCUGUCCAGGAGCCCCUCUACCUGGCAGCUGGGUGCCCUGGGCCAGGUAGGGCUGGGGGCACAGGAGAGAGUGGGUAGCAGAUAUGCAGAGGCCCCUCUUAGUGGCAGGGCCACCCCUGUUCAUUUGUACUUACAUUAACCCAGAACUUUGCAACUCUUUUCCCUCAUCCUGUCUCCUCCCUUACCUGCCUCCCUCCUUCUGACCCACCUCACCCAAUUAUUCCUGUUGCACAGCUCACUUUAUUUAAAAAUCUUAGCAUCCCCCACCUCCUGUUUUCUCCUUUCCAGGCCCAGGCCUGGAUUAAAUGACUGGGAAGGCUGGGCCUCUCUCUUUCUCAUACCUCUCCCAGAUAUUUUACCUCAGUUUCCUCCAACCUGUUCAAGUCUCCAGGAGGUGCCUGGACCUACCUAGUAGUUAAAAACCAGCCUUCCAGAGCUGGAGCUUUUAAUCUUUACUCUCUCUGCCUGUGACCCUUGGCAACACCUCCUCCAAAUUCCUCGUGUGGGUCACAGUGUUGUAUUCUUAGAUGCUUUAGCUUCCGAAAGAUAUCAAGUCCUGCCUAAAUUGAAAAUAUUUAUAUUUUAUUUAAAAUUAGCUUCUGUUUUUAGAUUGUCUCUAGAUCUGGGGUUAUUGUGGAUUGUUUCUUCCUCAGUAAGCUUUUACUAGGUUUCUCCUGCUGAAAAGAAACUUGCUCUAGGAAAUGUGUGCUUAGGUCCUCAGCACCCUUGUCUGAGUACCCCAGAGGUUUUAAUCAGGAUCAUUUUCACGUGUACCUCUGUGGGGAGGUAUGGACUUUGCCUCCCACUGACCAGCCUGGUUUCAUAUUGAGAAGACACGCAGGACUCAGGAUAUGUUUGCCAGUGCACUGGGCUGAGGAAGGAUGGCCGAGUGGGAUGUGCUACUUUCCGCAGGAGGCUUAUACAAUGGUCGUGUCGUGCGCUGAGGCCUGUUUUUCAGCCUCGGCCCCCGACGGGCACAUGGCACGCUAGCGUUCAGUUGCCAGCACGUCGGGAGGACACCCACACUUCGCCGUGGAUGAGAAGACGGGGCCAGUGAGCACAGAGCGUGAAGUUCAGUUCACAGAAUUAAGAAGCAGCUGGUCUGACACUACACGUGGUGCUUGGUUGUUUACAAUCAACGGGGGACAGGCGGGAAGCAGCUCCCCACCCCGGGCUGCCUCCACGACCUGGACUUCUUCUAAAGGGAACCACUCGGUAGGGACUUCGGUCCCGUAUGUUUUAAACACUAAUCGUGACCCCGUCCCUCCCCCUGCAUGCCUCCCUGAGUGUCAGAAAUAGCCUCGGUGUUGGCUCACCUCAAGGCCAGCCUUCAGAUUUGGGAACAAACUGUGGAGAAAGCAGAGAAAGGUUCAUGGCCUUGCUUUUGGCUGCCUUUUCUCCCCCCUGUUGGUGUGAGAAGUAUUUCAGAAGGCAUUCAUUAAGUCUCUAUCCCCUGAGCUGUGUGUGUGUGUGUGUGUGUGUGUGUGUGUUUGUUCAUGUGUGUGCAAUAGGGUCCUGCUGUCCUCCUCUCCUGUCACCAGGCCGUUUCUGACCUGGAGACACAGUUCGCCCUGAAAGUUGGAGAGCAUCGUAGCUUCAUCAGGGUCCUGUUUGUUUGUGUUUCCCCAAAGCUUGUAAGGGCUCUGACCGCCCCCGCCCCCGCCCCAGCCUGGCUUUUUCUCUCUCUUCUGUUCCAAAGCCAAAUUCUCAUUGCAAUGACUCCCAGCCUACUAAUAAUUUAUGAACUUUAGGGAGAUGGGAUCACUUGUGACUUGGUCUCCCUUAGGAGAAUGACGGUUUUCACCCACCCUUUCUGUGGUCACCAGUAGGUGCUUAUGGGACUCAGAUUCUAGCUGAAGGGGGCAGCGGCCCUGCCCUGUGAAACCUCAGGUGCAGAAGGUACCAAAGUGGGUUCAAGAGUUGCACUCAUCUGUUUGCAAGCCCUGGGCUCCAGCCGUCUUUCCACGGCAGUCCUGAGAGUUGUUUUCAGUGAGAAGGCACAUGCCAGAAGAAGGGAAUCAGAUGUGUGUCCUGCCCACAGCCUCUGUGCUAGAGGCCUCUGUAACUCAGGGAGCUGCUAGAGGCCAUCCUGUCCGGUGGGUAGCAAGACUUGACCUGAGGACUGGGUGGCACAAAACAGUGGUCCUCUGGUCCCAGGUCUUAGCAAAAUGCAGACUACUGUUUCAGGGUCCCUGGCCUAGAAAACGUGUGUGGGAGAGACGGCACCACUAGCUUUGGGGCUUCUGGAAGCUAAUUUGGCACAGCCUUGUCCCCGUUUGAUCUUUUUCCUGUGCUCCUGCUGCUUCAGAAGAGCCAGGCAAGGGGGGCCCUGUCCAUGGGCCUUUCCGGUUGUGAGGUUGUCAAGUAAAGGGUCAGCCAGAAGAUGGAGGGUAGGGGGAAGCAGCCCUCUGGGCCAGCUCAGGAUAGCUUGCUCUUCUGCCCACGAGGCUUCUGCAGUCAGGGGGCCUUCCCUUUCUAUCCAUGGCUCAUCAGGAACCAGCUGCCCAGCCUCUCCCUGUGCCCUGCUCUGGCCCCUGGUGAAGCAGGCCCAGCAUACACAGAAGUCUGAUUAGGGGCAACGAGGCUCUCGAGUGUGAGGCUGCAUCUGCCGGGCCAAAGGCAAACCGUGGGAUUCUCGGGCCGAUACUGUUAGGCUCUGUGCCCCUCCCCCAGCCACCCCAAGUGCAGCCUCAGAUUUCCAGUAACCCCGAGGUGGCUUCUCAGAGACCCUUGUUUUGUUUUUGUUUUUGUUUUUGUUUGCAAACGCUGCUCUUGGCAGGUUUCCAACUCUCUGUCAGCAGCGUACCUCCCCUCAAAUGGCUGGGAAGAGCAUGAUCUGUCAUCUUGUGUGUAGUUUUCUGGAAGUUGUCACCAUUCACAAGUGUCAUUAUUUGUAUAUUGUGCUGCUGUCUGGCUGCUAGGAGCCCUUCGUCUGCACAAACCCGGGCCAGAUGCGUAUGAAUGUGUGGCGUAUCUUAGCUCAGAACCUGCAGCUUCCACCUUCCCUCUCUGCCACUCACCUCUCUGGCCGGAUUCAUUGGCUGGUGCUCACUGCUCACUCUACCCCCAUGAAAGGUACAAGCUGCAGUUUAUUCACUUGUCUUCAAGUGAUGAUCCCAGAAAGGAACAUGGGGAAAUCUUCCCUCCGUCCCCAUUCUCCUGGCUUACUUUUUUCUUCCCAAACGUCUCCCUUCCUGAAUUGUAGAAUAUCUACUCUGUAUAACACUACGUAUUCACCUCAUGUUUUUUGGAAGUGCAAAAUCUCAAUUUGUGUCUGUUUACAGCUCUCUCUAUUCACUGCUCACAGCAAAGCGGUCUGUAUCAGUGGCUUGUAUUUCGCAGCCGAUCAGAUGUUAAGGCGAGCCCCCAGCAUCGGCCCCGGUCAGAACCCGACGCCACUUCCUGACAGCGGAGACACAUGGUACAAGUCGCGUGACCUCGUGAUUAGGGAGUCGGCUCCAAGUCUGCCUUAGAAUUAAAUUUUCCAAAGUACAUUACAAAUCUCCAAGACCGUUAGGGGAAAAGGAGAGGGUGUGGCUUGUCUUUGAAAUCAUGGUCAAUACUUCUAGACAAUUUAAUUAGUCCUGCUGGUUGCAGGGCUGCUUGCUCCGACAGCAUCGGCCUGUGGUAUUUCUUCCCUGUUCUUUGUACCACCGGGUCAUUAUCUGGCCAGGGUAUGUAAGUGGUGCUGAUAUGUGGUCACCAGAACGGGGGCGCGGGGAAACGAGGGUUGAGGGUGCCUGCUGUAAGCCGUGUUCUUUUGUUGAAAUCAAGGCGAUGCUGGGGAAACUGUUUUUAGCGAACAACGAAUUUAUGUGACUCUCUUGUAAACCAUGUCGAUGAAUGUGCAAAUAAGACGAAUAUGAAAAACUGCCAUCCAACAGGUGUUGGUAACCAGACGGUACCGUGUAUAUUAUACCGCGUAUGUGCCUACGUGGGUGUCAUUUCUCACAGGGUAUGUGUAGAGAGGUAGAUCAUGCAGGAGCUCACAGAAGAAUUUGUUUUGGGUUCUGCACUUGGAUCAUGUGUUAAACUUUUCCUUCCUCAAUAAAUGAAUUUUAUUUUUUAUUUUUGA
Molecule: messenger RNA, 5858 nt
Organism: Neofelis nebulosa (Clouded leopard)
Lineage: Eukaryota; Metazoa; Chordata; Mammalia; Carnivora; Felidae
Gene: SLC36A1
Product: solute carrier family 36 member 1
Exons: 11
Coding region: 266-1696 (476 amino acids)
Biological process (GO): proton transmembrane transport; proline transmembrane transport; L-alanine transport
Cellular component (GO): vacuolar membrane
Molecular function (GO): L-proline transmembrane transporter activity; glycine transmembrane transporter activity; L-alanine transmembrane transporter activity
Source: RefSeq, a predicted model, not a curated record